Molecule: messenger RNA, 1907 nt
Organism: Nematolebias whitei (Rio pearlfish)
Lineage: Eukaryota; Metazoa; Chordata; Actinopteri; Cyprinodontiformes; Rivulidae
Gene: mfsd6l
Product: major facilitator superfamily domain containing 6-like
Exons: 2
Coding region: 156-1907 (583 amino acids)
Cellular component (GO): membrane
Source: RefSeq, a predicted model, not a curated record
CGGACAGGUGUCAUCCUAACCGAACACGAAGGAGACCAAAGAUCUGGAUGAAGUGUCGGAGCCGGAGGUGGGAAAUGAUCAGCAGAAGGAGUUAAAACGAAAGAGACGAGCGGGAAGAGUUUGAAUCCAUGUGACGUCCUUCGGAGGGAGCGACCAUGAGGAGGACCAGACAGAUCAACAUCAGGCGGGCCCUCGCCCUCGCUGGCGCCUUCAACUUCCUGUGCUCCUGCGCCAAGGCCAGCCUGCUCCCCUUCCUCACCCUCUACUUCCGGCAGCUGGGCCUGAGUCCGGCGAUGACGGGCAUCAUCAUGGGCGCCAAGCACCUCAUGACGCUGGUGUGGAGCCCCGCGGCAAGCCUGCUGUCCAAACACUACAACAAGAGGCGGGUGGCCAUAAACUGCUCGCUUGUGCUUUCGGCCGCGGUUGCUCUCGUCCUGCUGGUUCUCCCCCCCGCGGGGGCUCCCGGCGCGCUGACCAGCUCCUGUAACACUUCAAAUACCAGUUCUGCUCCAACCCAAGACCUGCAUAAGUUUAACACCAGCAGUGCCAGUAUACGCCCACACACUCUGACCACCUCACCUUCAAACGGCUCCGCUGACGUGAACCCUGGUCCUGAAACGACAAACUCGUCUUCAUCUGCGCACAAAGAGGAACCCCGCCCUCGGCUGUCACAGACGAACACGUCAGUGGUUCUCAGCAGCAGCCAUGAAGAAAUGAAGACUUUAAAUUCUACUGUCGCUGCUUUAGAGACUAAAGUGAGACGGAGCAGGUCUGUGAUGGUUCUGGAGGAGACGGAGCCGAGCAGGUUUGAGUUUCUGGGCAGCCUGAAGGAGAUGGACUCUCAGAGCCAGCUCUUCUUCCUCAUCCUCAUCAUCAUGUCGGUGUGGGAGCUGGUGUCGGCUCCUCUGGAGUGCACCGCAGACGAAGGCCUCUAUGAGUAUUUGGACUUCGCCGACGCCUCGGACCAUUACAGCAGCACAGAGGUGUGGGGUUUGCUCGGAGCGGCGUGUGGGGCCGGGGGCACCGGGCUGCUGGUCAGCCGGCUCAGCUGCCUCAUCGCUGCCGACACCCCCAGGACGGCGGUGCAUUUCUACUGCUACGCCGGCCUGGCGGCCGCGGCCCUGCCUGUGGCCGUCUACCUCCCCCUCUACCUGAAUAAGAAGCGGGACCGGGCCAGGGGGCUGCUGAAAGCCUUGCAGCUGGUGCACGGAUCCCCCCACGCUCUGCUCUGCGCCUUCACCGUCUUCCUCGCCGGGGUGGCCGGCUCAGCCGUGGACAACUUCCUCCUCUGGCAGAUGCAGGAUCACGGCAGCAGUGAGCUGCACAUGGGGGCGUCCCUGUCCCUCGCUUCGCUCUCGCAGGCCGCCUUCCCCCUUCUGUCCGCCAGAGUUUCUAAACUCCUCCGGCCGGGGAGAGUGCUCGUAGCUGGGAGCGCGAGCCUCGGGCUGCAGUGCUUCUACUACUCCCUCCUCUGGAGCCCCUGGGCUGCCCUACCUGCUCAGGUGCUCAGCGCCUUCAGCAGCGGCGCCCUCUGGUGGGCGGUGAGGACGCAGUGCGAGGACGUAGCCACACCGGGGGCCGAGAGGAGCGUGAGGAGGGUCUUCAACUUUCUGUCUCUGCUCCUGGGGAGUGGUCUCGGCAGUCUGGCCGGAGGGUUCGUGGUGCAGAGGUUCGGUGUGACGUGGCUGUUCAGAGGCGUGGCGGCGGGUCUGAUGGCGUGGUCCGUGUGCCUGCCUCUGCUCCAGUGGAAAGCCCCUCGCCAGCGCCGGAUCAACUACUCCCGCCUACUGGCAGCGGAUGCGAGCGAAGCCAGCGACUCGGAGUCUGAGCUGGAGAGGGACUGGCUGGAUAAGGCGAUGGAGGAGGACAGAGGAAACAACAACUAUAACGGGAGGAAGAGCUUCUGA